This is a messenger RNA of Sander lucioperca (pikeperch), 3909 nucleotides long. RefSeq names its product inka box actin regulator 2 (gene inka2). Gene Ontology annotation, cellular component: nucleus. The transcript has 2 exons. The record is from RefSeq and is a predicted model, not a curated record. Gene Ontology annotation, molecular function: protein serine/threonine kinase inhibitor activity; protein kinase binding. NCBI's taxonomy places the organism in Eukaryota, Metazoa, Chordata, Actinopteri, Perciformes, Percidae. Bases 546 to 1862 code for a protein of 438 amino acids.
UUCAUAUCUCUGUGAAAUCUACUCGUCCAUGAUAAAUAACGGAUCCCCGUCUGAUCCUAGUUUGAAUGAGUCUGUCGAGAGGUUUAUUCAUUGGAGGAAAUUGAAUGGGCAACGUAGGCGCUCCUCUUGAAUGGGAAAAUAGCAGAGGGGAAAAAACGGGCUGAGCCACACACACACACACACACACACACACACACACACACACACACACACACACAGCAGACUGACAGUAUCCAAGCAGCGGCUGCUGAGACACACACGCACGGACUGAGUCUCUUGAUGCAGCCACAAGAAGGACUUCAUUAUCAUUUUUUGGAGUAAACGCAUUUUCGUCAUCAGGAGUUUUUUUCAUUACAGGAUUCGCGUCAUUGCAAGCCGUGCGCGCAUUCCUCAGCAGGAUUUGCGCAUCUCCAAUCGCAAGUUGUUUUCUGCUCUCCGAGAGAUCGUUGUUUGAAUUUUCUUCCCCAGCAGAAAGCUCUCAUAGUCAUGCUCGAGCGGCGACUGGCGAAGCUUUUCAUCUGAAAUUCUUGUAUUUAAAAAAAAAAAUGGAACAACAGCUCUCUAAACCAGAAUGCAAAAACAUGGAUGCGUGUCUGAGGCGACUGAAGCAAGAACUGCUGUGUAUGAAAGAAGCCGGAGAUGGCCUCCACGCUCAGAUGAAUUCAAUGAUGGGAGCCCUUCAGGAACUCAAGCUCCUUCAGGUUCAGACAGCACUAGAAAACCUCGACAUUUCUGGUCGGCAUAUUAACCGAGGACUCCCACAUCCAGCGCCACCAGAUCCUCCUGAAGCAUUAGCUACAGCGGCUUCAACCUCAGGCAAGGGUCGCGGGUCCUGCUUUAGCCAAAACAUGCUCGAGGAGGCCAGCCCGAGUUCGAUGCCAAGUCCGAGGCCGUCUCAGGAGAGCAGAAACACCUUCAGCCGUGAUGACAAGAGCCUCUCUCGAAACAGAAGCAGCCUGGGAACAUCAUCUUCCUCGGCAUCCAGCCUUGAGAGUGAAAGCGAGGGAAGUGAAAGAAGCGCACAAAGCGUGACUGACCUUGAGUCUAUACCCAAAAGGUGGUCAGGAUACUCCGCCCCACAGGUGGAUUUCUAUGGACCAAUGGUGGGAAACCCUCCACCGGAGCCCUACCCUCAGCCACAGGCUCCCGGUUGUGCUCAGGCGGUGGACCUUCCUGGAAUCCUGUACAGCCUCUCCAGAGAAGGCCCUUCGUUGGACAGCGACUACUCCCAGGACAGCACAGACGAUGCCAGCGACUGGACUUCUUCGCUCAUGAGCCGCAGCCGCAACCGUCAGCCCUUAGUGCUGGGCGACAACGUCUUCGCCGAUCUCGUGGGCAACUGGCUAGACCUUCCCGAAGUGGAGAGGGAAGAAUGGGAAGAAGAGGAGAGGAGGAAGAGAAGAGAGGAGAGGAUAGCAGACGGAGAGGUGGACAGGCCAGACACCCCAGCUCACCCACUCCGCCUCAGCCGCUCGCAGGAGAUCUGUAGGAAAUUCUCGUUAACCACAAACAUCUUCAAGAAGUUCCUGCGCAGCGUCCGGCCCGACAGGGACAAGCUGCUCAAGGAGAGGCCUGGCUGGAUGGCUCCGGAGCUGCAAGAGAGCGACCUCUUCAAAAGGCCAAAGAAAGUGGCACCUAAAAGUUCAAAAGGCAGCUUCUACCUGCCCUUCUGGGCAAAUGGACAGCAGGGCAAAGGCAGGCCAUGUCCUCAUUUAGCUGAAGCAGAGAGGAACCACCAACACCACUUCCCCCAGCUCCACCAGCAGCCAUUUGCUGGGAUUUAUUUAGACAGGAGACAGCCAGAGACUGGUCUUGAGAAAAUGCAGCCCUUGUUUGACUACAACACAGCUGUGUGGGUCUGACAGUGAGUCUCGGGCCAACAGACUGCCAGUGAUGCCAAACUGAGUGAGUGACAGGUGCUGGGGGGGUUUGGCUGUGCUGGAGGGGGAAUGAAUGAAUGAUUGAAUGAGAAGCUUGGAGACAGUUAUCUUCCAAAAAUGACCCAAUGAGCUUCACGCCCACAACAAGAUUAUCAGGGCAACAUUUUGUCUGACAAUCCUAAAAACCUAAACCUUGUUUGCUGUGUGUGUGUGUGUGUGUGUGUGUGUGUGUGUGUGUGUGUGUGUGUGUGUGUGUGUGUGUGUGUGUGUGUUUGUCCUGGAGAGUGUCUGAGACAGAGAGAAACAUGUUUUGAGGAUUUAUGCUGCAAGUUUUGUAUUAUUAAAAUGUGUGCAUGUUUGGUUCUCUGGAUGUCUUAAAAGACGGUACAUUAAAAUGGACAUCUUUCUCAGAAUGUCACCAUCAUUACUUUACAGAUCUUCAUGAAAUAGCCACAGACGUUUUCACUGCUAUGCUACAGGACUCUCAUAUAUCUCACUUCGUUGCAUCUAUGAAUAGAAACACCAACUGUUGGAUUGCAUGGUUACCAUUUUUAUUAGUGAUGCUGCAAACAGCUGUUACUGAACGCACUGCCACUAAAUAGUCAUGAGCUCACUUUUGUUUCCAACAGGCCUUGAAGCCCUGGACUCAGGUUUAACUGACCCCGUCCGUCUCAUUCACCUAGCUCAGGGAAUGAAUGUUACACAGGAGUAAACUAUGAGACACUGCCGCAUUGAAAUGGUUUUCAAUACAGAAAAAAAAUAGAGAAGUCCUGCCUCAUCUCAUUUUGCCUAGAAAGACGCAACAGCAAUACAGUGCAUGACUUCUUCAGAGAUUGCACAUUAAACUUUGAGAUUUGUCCAUCGUAAUCAGCAAUGUUGUGCUUGCCGUUAGAAAUGCUUGUUUUUGUUCUCUGCCAUGUAGACAUGGCACAUGUUGAGUCAAUUGUCAGUCCUCAGAGAGGAGGGGGUAAAGAUGGCAACGCCAACCCCAAGUACUGGACUGCCAUCUGGUACCUGGUCGUUAUGUAAAGCUCGUUCACCACAGCCUCAAAGAAGAUGCAAAACAGGCUUGUUUAAUCCCAAAGCUUUGAGGAUGAACUGAAUUAUGACGAAACUGUUACAUACUGUGUAAACACAGGUGAAUACAUCACAGGGCUGUAACAGUGAUAAGACAGUUGAAAGUGGAGGUACAGACCCGUAAUCUCUAUCAGACAGUAUCAAUGUACAGAACAUUGUACAUAUUUAUCAUCAACCAAACAUCACCAAUAAAGGAACUUUACUGUAAUAUCCCAUCACAUGUAUUUCAUUAUUCUGCACAGAUAAAUAUGUCACUGUAACAUUACAAUAAACAACAAGACCACACAAGUAUUUAAACCACAAACUGAUGAGUUAAUCUUACAGUAUCUAUUCUCUUGUAUCAUAAGAAACCGUUUCAGUGUUUUUCAUUUCAAGCAGCAUUAUAACAGUUAGAAAAAAACUACACAAAUUUCCUUCACAAAUUCACAUAAAUAUCAUGAUUCCCUCAGGAUUAUAGAUGACACUGCCCGCUCCAACUCAAAGUACAUUGUUUUUAUAGAGGACCACUGUUAUGCAAGGACAAUCUAAUUUUCUAACUCAUUAUUAUUAUGUAAAAGUGUUAAUAUCACUCAGUUUUAAAUGGGAUCCUAGACCAAUCAAUUUAGCCAGAAGGGAUUAGGCCUUAGGUCUUUUGAGUGUCUUGACCAGUCGAUCCAUAUGGUGUUGUCUCAGUAUUCAGGUCAAUACAUACUUCAGAGGGUCCAACACACCCAGACUGUUUCUGCUGAGAAGUUUGUGCUAUGAGGCACAGUCUGAGAUGUCAUAUCAAACAGUAUGUUUAUGUAAGUGUAACAUUUAUGUCUUCCUAUUUACAGUUGUCUAAGUGUCAUUUUCAGCACUGUUGAUAUUUUUCAUCAGGGUUCUGCGAACCUUCAGUAGUGAGCAUGUGUCAUGUGCACUGUAAAACUGUCACUGACUCUUUGUAAAUUAAAUCUGUUUUCAAGAAAUGUCA